Messenger RNA from Myripristis murdjan (pinecone soldierfish), 3868 nucleotides. It is a transcript of the gene lgi1b, whose product is annotated as leucine-rich, glioma inactivated 1b. Gene Ontology annotation, biological process: myelination. The record is from RefSeq and is a predicted model, not a curated record. The transcript is spliced from 10 exons. NCBI's taxonomy places the organism in Eukaryota, Metazoa, Chordata, Actinopteri, Holocentriformes, Holocentridae. Gene Ontology annotation, molecular function: protein binding. The coding region runs from base 439 to 2082 and encodes 547 amino acids.
CAGGGAGUCCACGCUUUUAUUUUUUUGUCUCAUGGCUGCAGCAUUCGCAAGACAACUUCUCUCCAAGCCGCACAGACCAUGCAAUUAAUAAGGAUUUUUUUUAAAAGACUCUGUUAUUUGAAUUGUUGAGGCAAGAGGAUGGUGUGUUUUCUUUUCAUGAAAGCUCUGUGAUUGCUCUCUUCUCCAUGAUCUGCCUGUCCUGCGCCUUGCAGAACGAAUCCGCUGGACUGGUGCCUUCCUAUUGAGAGGCAAGAGGCAUAGACACCAGCCCGCAUCCGAGCGCAACCAAAAAACAGCUUGCUGUUUGACCACAAAACAAAAACAAAAACAUAAUAAGAAGAAGAUACACCCUUUGCUCCUGGUGUUGCAGGGUUUACCUCACGUGUAUUUCACCUAGAAGUUCAUGUGCAGGAGUACUGCUCCAGCGGGACAGACAGUAUGGGACAGCCGGACAGAGCAGGGAGAGGAUGGAGAGGAUGGACGGUGCUGCUUUGGGUCGCCGCUGUCACUCUGGUGCUUGCGGAGGGCAGGAGAGUGAGGCAGCCCAGAUGCCCGGCUGGAUGCACAUGUACCAAAGAUAAUGCCCUGUGUGAGAACGUCAGAUCCGUCCCUCACACCUUCCCCCCCGAUGUCGUUUCAUUAUCUUUUGUCAAGUCCGGAUUCAAUGAAAUCACUGGAGGGAGCUUCGUCCACACACCUGCCCUGCAGCUCCUCUUGUUCACAGCCAAUUCAUUUGACUUAAUCGAUGAAGAUGCUUUCCUUGGUUUACCACAUUUGGAAUACUUAUUCAUUGAAAACAACAAAAUUGCAUCAAUAUCCCCGUAUGCAUUCCGGGGCCUCAAAGCACUUAUUCAUCUGAGUCUGGCUUACAACAACCUCGAGACGCUGCCCAAAGAUGUUUUCAAGGGCAUGGACGCUUUGACUAAAGUGGAUCUGCGGGGCAACAAUCUGAUAUGUGACUGUAAGCUCAAGUGGUUGGUGGAGUGGAUGCACCACACCAACGCCACCCUGGAUCAGAUCUACUGCAGCGGGCCGCCCAUUCACCAGGGCAAGAAGAUCAACGACCUGCUGCCACACUCUUUUGACUGCAUCACAGCAGAAUUUGCUUCCUAUCAGUCCCUGAAGUUUGAGUCCAUUUCGGUGGAGGCUUUUACCUUUGGAAAAGAUCAGUAUGUUGUGUUUGCCCAACCCUUUGCCGGGACCUGCAGCUUCCUGGAAUGGGAUCAUGUUGAGAUGACCUUCAGAACCUACGACACCAUAGAAAGCACCUCCACUGUCGUCUGCAAGCCCAUGGUGAUUGACAACCUCCUCUUUGUCAUUGUGGCCCAACUGUUUGGGGGCUCGCACAUCUACAAACGUGACACCUCUGCCAACAAGUUCAUCAAGAUCCAAGACAUUGACAUCCUAAAGAUCCGCAAACCCAACGACAUCGAGACCUUCAUGACCGAUGGAGAGUCUUUCUUUGUUAUCGCCGACAGCUCCAAGGCCGGCUCCACAACAGUGUACAAAUGGAACGGCAAUGGGUUCUACUCCCACCAGUCGCUCCACCCGUGGUACCGGGACACGGAUGUGGAGUAUCUGGAGAUCUCCAACAAACCCCACCUGAUCCUGUCCAGCAGCUCCCAGAGGCCUGUGGUCUACCAGUGGAACAGGAGCCAGAAACAGUUUGAGCGCAGGACUGACAUACCGGAAAUGGAAGACGUCUUCUCCGUCAAACACUUCCGGGUCAAAGGUGAGCUGUUCAUCUGCUUGACAAGGUUCAUCGGGGACUCCAAGGUGAUGCGCUGGGAUGGCGCCAUGUUCAAGGAGGUCCAGACAUUUCCUUCCCGCGGCUCUAUGGUGUUUCAGCCAGUCUCCAUCGGCAACUGGCAGUAUGCCAUCUUGGGCAGCGAUUAUUCACUGACGCAGGUCUACCAAUGGGACACCAAGAGGGGCCAGUUUGUCUCAUCACAGGAGCUGAAUAUACAGGCACCCCGGGCGUUCUCGCUGGUAUCCAUUGACGACCGGGAGUUCCUGCUUGCUUCAAGUUUCAAGGGGAAAACUCAGAUAUAUGAGCACCUAAUGAUCGACCUGAGUAAUUAAAACCACCACCGUUUUGGGACAAACCAUGUAUUUAAAUCCCGUUCCUUUUUUCUUUUCUUCUCUGUGAUUUAUUGAACUUUUAAGACCCAAAAGAAUCGGCAGAAUGAAUUAGAAGUUUCCUUCUAAGUACAGACUGACCCCCAAGGGAGAUUCAGUCAGAAACUCCAACUAUCUGAAAGAUUUUUAAAUAUGAUUCAGCGCUUUUUAAAGUGAUGGGAACUAAUAGGGCAUUGCUAAGCAGUCCAGGUCCAGUUAUCAAAAUGCAUUCAUUUACUGUGAUCACUUGGUUGCAUUUCAGCCUUACAUUGAGUGUAAGGCUCCAGAUUACUAAAACAUAUUCUAUAGUGCCCCAGAUGGCUGAUGCAACCUGCUGCAGCCAUUUCAUUUUCAUAUGGGCCUUGAGGUAAAGUGCAUGAUAUUUGCAUCUUGCUCUCUUCCACUUUGGGAAUGCCUUAUUUUCCAUUUGAAAAAAAAAAAAAAGAAAAAAAAAAACUUUUUUCCAUUUGAAUUGCGAAAUGACGAUCUUCCAGGUGGAAAAGCUCUGAUAUCAUUGCUUUUGCCACCUCUUCCUGACCCAGCUGCAGGUCUACUCCAUUGGACCUAGCCUGCUAUGUUCUAAAUGAAAUGCUUGUGCCAUUCAACACUCUAAAUAAAAGUAAAAUAUAUUAUAACACUUGUAAGCAUUAGAUAGGAAAGACUUAGGGAUUCCAAGAUUGUAAAAUUAGAGCUUGUUAGUGCCACUGACCUUGGUACAAGAUAGACAGAGUUUGUAAAUCUAACCCACUUGGUGAUUGUCCCUCCUAGGAUAACCUUGGUUUCAUUGUGUGAGAGGCAAGUCACAGAAAUGUAACUGAAUCCUUUUCAAGAUGUAGUCUGACGCACGUUCCACAAAAACAAUGAAACAGUAGCAGUGAAUGGAGAGACUGCUGUGGAGAAUGCUGCUGAGCACUGAUAGAGGAGGAAAUGUUAGAACGAGCAGGGCCUGAGGAUAACACCAAGCACCAACCAAAAUGCUUUUAUAUAUUUCAACUCUACUAGCCACUUUGGCAGCUAGCCAGCCUAUGUUCAGUGUGUGCUUCCUAAAGACAGUCACUCUUAAAGAAAUUACAAGUCUGAAGCCACUUAUCACUGACUAACAAAAAAGUUUUCUGCCCUGAUUAUGACCAUCAGUUUGGUAAGACAGUACGCAUGAUGCAGACACACUCAUAAUGUUGAUUCCUGAUGAAUGACUCGCUAGAAGCGUCGCACUGUGUGGCCCGGCCCUCUCUCUCUUUCACUGCACUCUUGCCCCUUUUCUCCCUCGGUGACAAAGCCAUUGUUGUCUUUACUCUGCAACUAAAAGCCAGCCACUGUGCAGCACCUAGCACCUGUAGCUUCACAUGUUCCACUUACCCCGACACGGAGGAAACACAGCCCUGACAGCAAUUAACAACUUGACUGACAACAGUUUGCCAAAUAAAAUGUUUACGUUUUUACAAUGUUGUGUAAAGUAAUUUAUAUGAUACUGCUUUUGUAUGUAGAGGGGACCACACUCAGUGUUUUAUGAUUCAAAGUAUUAGAAUUUAGUGUAGAUAUUUGAAAAAAAAAAAACCCAACACACAAUACACCCACUUGCUAAAAUUCUGUGUAACACUUUUGCAAAACAUAUAAAGUAUUUCCGUCCGUCUAAUUUAGUUAGUAAAGAGUAGAUGAUGUAACAGUCCCUAGCCAUUUCUUUGUUUUGUUAUCUUGCCCUAUAUGUACAGUGGUAAUAAAAUGCUUAAUAAAAUGUUCAAUCAUAAAUGUA